AAUAAUGUUUUUGUUUUUCUAAAAAACCGGCUUCGAACGAAUCAAAUUUAUCCAGGUAUUAUUAGUUUUUUUAUUUUUACAAAAACAGAUUUGAUGUGAGUUGUGUGUAGUGUUCAAAGUUCUUUAUCAUGGGAGCGACAUCAUAUCUAACUUUGCUGACUGCCUUAAGUGUAUUCACGGCUUUAUUUGCCAUACUUUAUCAAGCUUAUCUUGCAUCAAACGAUUUGAAAAAGUUAACAUUGAUACUGCAAAAUCUAAAAAAAUUAGAGCAAGAAUUCCCCGUGAACAAACCGAGGGUCGCCAUUGGCUAUGGAUCUUGCAGUGAUCUGUACGUGAAGGCGGUGGAUUUCCUAAAUUUUACAACCAGCUUGGAAGAACUCUUACAUCAGACAUCGUUCAACGUGGACGAUAUUAACACAGAAAAUGAUUUCUUGCAAAGUUUUGCGUAUUACUUUCAGAGAGGUGCUGCCGCAGAACGCUUCACUACCAAUAAAGCUAUGUUUAGGAAACUAGUCACACAAGCUAAGAAAUCUUUCAACGCAGAACCAAGAUGGGCACUAGGAGGAAAUGCUCCCGUGAUAGCAUCACGUUUAGCUGCGGAAGGUGCGGAUGUGAUGCUGGGAGCCAAAAUGUCAUUGAAGCUAAAAACUCACCUUAAUCCAGAUAUUCACCUAACUGGUAGUUUGAUCGAUGACGAUGACAUUCAUCUGAUACUUGAAUACAAAACAGGCGAUGAAUGGGGUACCCUGCGAACUCCUCGAGCCAAUCGGUAUAUAUUACACAACGAUCAUCACAAUCCAUUUAUUAGCUCCUUAGAAGAACUAGAGCAAGCCUUACCUGAAUUCGAUCCUCAUUUAUUCGUAGUAAGUGGCUUACAAAUGAUGGAUAAUUUCGUAUAUGAUCAAGGUGUACGGGAAGACCGAAUCGAAAAAGUCUGUAAUCAAAUGCAAACGCAAUCGUCUGAUACUCUAGUACACUUUGAAAUGGCCAGCUUUGUGGAGUUAGAAUUUCUGCAAUUACUUCUGCAUAAGAUUGUACCGUACAGCGAUUCGAUUGGUAUGAACGAACAAGAAUUAGAUAAUCUACAACAGGUACUGGAUACUGGGAAAAUCAGUCUAGUAGCGGAUAGUAACCCGCGAGUCGCCCAAUCACUCGAUCAGGCUAGACACGUCUUCAAAAUGCUAAAUGAAGACUAUUUCAAAAACUAUCUGGCCGAAAAACAACGCCGUCUGCUGUCGCGUAUUCAUCUGCACACGUUAGCAUAUCAAGCAAUUCUUGUUGUAAAAGAUGGCAAAUGGAAUAACACGAAAAAUGCUGCAGCCAAAGCAUCCCUCACUGCUCAUAGACACGUAUGUGCUAGUACUAUCGUUAAUCCGGAUGCUGCUUAUAGGCUGCUAGACGACAGUUUUGCCACUUCAACAGAGUAUGGAGCCGCAAGAAUUCCAUUUUCAGAGCAUGAUCCGGUUUCCUGUUGGAACGAAACCAUUGCAAUAAAUGACCACAAACAGCUAGAUGUAGAGAUCUGUGUGGCACCGGUACUGAUUUGCAAGAUCGCAAAACAAACUGCUGGUGCCGGCGAUAACAUUUCUGCGGCAGGUCUUAUAUUGCAAAUUUAGUACUGCGUAAAUAUUUACAUUAACAUUCCGAGUUGAUCGUUACAAAUUUUUAGAUGUUGUUUACAUAUUAGUUCAUCAAUUAAAGUAUACUAAAAGCAUUUGUAUACAUUUUAACGGUAUAUAUGAGCGUUUGAGCUUAGUUGAACAUUCCCACAUUAUUGUGCGCUUUUGAAUAAAACUCUGACGAUACCUUAUAACAGUCCUUUUAAUGAA
Molecule: messenger RNA, 1829 nt
Organism: Malaya genurostris
Lineage: Eukaryota; Metazoa; Arthropoda; Insecta; Diptera; Culicidae
Product: ADP-dependent glucokinase
Exons: 3
Coding region: 129-1616 (495 amino acids)
Biological process (GO): glucose metabolic process
Cellular component (GO): endoplasmic reticulum
Molecular function (GO): ADP-specific glucokinase activity
Source: RefSeq, a predicted model, not a curated record